GGAGUGACGUCGCUGGGAGCGCGCCGGAAGUGGCGGUGCGAAGAUGGCGCCCACCAUCCAGACGCAGGCGCAGCGCGACGAGCCGGGGCACCGGCCCAGCUCGCACCGGACCCUCCCCGAGAGGUCGGGGGUCGUGUGCAGGGUGAAGUUCUGUAACGGGCUCCCCGACAUCCCCUUCGACCCCAAGUUCAUCACCUACCCCUUCGACCAGAGCAGGUUUGGGGGUCCCCAAAAAUGGGGGGGUCCGGAGGGUGCCCAAGUGAUCUUCGACUCGGACCCGGCGCCCAAGGACACGUCGGGGGCCGCGGCCCUGGAGAUGAUGUCCCAGGCCAUGAUCAGGGGGAUGAUGGACGAGGAGGGGAACCAGUUCGUGGCCUAUUUCCUGCCCGUGGAGGAGACGCUGAGGAAGAGGAAGAGGGACCAGGAGGAGGACGUGGAUUACGCCCCUGAGGACGUCUACGACUACAAGAUCGCCCGGGAGUACAACUGGAACGUGAAGAACAAGGCGAGCAAAGGCUACGAGGAGAAUUAUUUCUUCAUCUUCCGCGAGGGGGACGGGGUUUAUUACAACGAACUGGAGACCAGGGUCCGGCUGAGCAAGCGCCGGGCGCGCGCCGGGGUCCAGUCGGGCACCAACGCGGUGCUGGUGGUGAAGCACCGGGACAUGAACGAGAAGGAGCUGGAGGCACAGGUGGGAUUUGGGGGGGGUCCCCUGACUCCCCCUGACACACCCCCCGAUCCCCAAUUCCCCCCAAAACCCCCCUGA
Lepidothrix coronata (blue-crowned manakin) is the source of this 766-nucleotide messenger RNA. RefSeq names its product PAF1 homolog, Paf1/RNA polymerase II complex component (gene PAF1). Gene Ontology annotation, cellular component: Cdc73/Paf1 complex. Gene Ontology annotation, molecular function: chromatin binding; RNA polymerase II complex binding. Gene Ontology annotation, biological process: transcription elongation by RNA polymerase II. The transcript is spliced from 7 exons. The coding region runs from base 44 to 766 and encodes 240 amino acids. The record is from RefSeq and is a predicted model, not a curated record. NCBI's taxonomy places the organism in Eukaryota, Metazoa, Chordata, Aves, Passeriformes, Pipridae.